This is a messenger RNA of Brassica napus (rape), 1851 nucleotides long. Its product is annotated as myosin-11-like. The record is from RefSeq and is a predicted model, not a curated record. The transcript has a single exon. Bases 167 to 1720 code for a protein of 517 amino acids. NCBI's taxonomy places the organism in Eukaryota, Viridiplantae, Streptophyta, Magnoliopsida, Brassicales, Brassicaceae.
CUGGGACCCCAACUUUUGAAUAUUUGAAUUUAACCCCCAAAAAACUGAAGAUUGGGUCUCUUUAUCUUCCCAAUCUCCCUCCCUCCUCUAUAUCUGCAACACUCCCAUCGAAAUCCUCAAAAACCCUAAUCCUCCGCCGCCACUUUCCACAACUUCGAGAAUCUCAAUGGCCAAGAAGAAAGGGACGCGUAAGAGUAACGCCACCGUUAACGAUACUCAGCAAAACCACGACGAGAAAGCCGCUACUAAGCUUAUCCGGCAGUCUUCCAUGGAAGAAGACCAAGACCACCACGAGGAGAAGGUCCAGAACCUGAAGUCUCUCAACGCGAUGCUCGUCAAACAGACGGUUGAGAAGCGGCAGCAGAUCGAUUCGCUCGCCAGUGCCAAGAGCGAGCUGGAGACGGAGCUGGCUCGCUACGGCGGCGAGUUGGAUCAGGUUAGCGACGAGAAUCUGGGGCUGAGGAUGGAGCUGGGGUUGGUUAUGGAGUUCGUCGGGUGUAGGUUUAGAGAGAUGGGCGUUGGAGUGGAGAGGUUGGUUAGGGAGAGGGAUGUGAUCAAGAAGGAGGAGGUGAAUAAAUUGAAGGAGAGUGUGGUUGUGCUGGUGGAGAAGGAAGCGAGUUUGGAGAAGGAGAUUGAGGGGUUGAAGAGAGAAAAGAAUGAGAUGGAGAUUGUAAAGAGUGAUCAGAGAGGUGAAAUCGAGGAGCUGGAGAGGAAGUUAGGCGAGGUGAGUGAUACUGUGGAGAGUUUGAGGAAGGAAGAGAAGGUUUUGAGGGGUGUGGUUGUUAGGUUGGAGAAGGAUCUUGAUGAGUCUGUGGAGAAAGAGAGGGUGAUGAUGGUGGAGAUUGAUGUUAUAGGGAAAGAGAAGAUGGUUAAGGAAGCUGAGCUUGAGAGGUUAGUGGAGGAGAAGAGUUUAGUUGAGAAGCAGAUGGAGAUGGUUAAUGUGCAGUGCUUGGAGAAGGAGAAGUUGAUUGACCAGUUGUGUGGGGAGAAGGUUGAGAUCGAGGAGCGUGUUGUUAGUGGGGAGGCAAAGCGUGUUGAGUUGAAUCAAAAGGUUGAUGAGCUAGAGCGUGCUGUUGCUGCGCUGCGAAAGGAUUGUGUUGAUCGAACCGAGACGAAUGAGAAGCUUCAGUGUAAAGUUGGAGAGCUGAGGGAUGCGCUUUGGCAGGUUGAGGUCGAGAGAGAGGAAGCUGGUAAGGCACUUGAUGAGGAGAAGAGACACGGAGAGGUUCUCAAGGCAGAUGUUUCAAAGUCAGAGAAGAUGAUUGAGACAACUCUAGAAGAGCUUGAGAAAGUUAAGAUCGAGCGGGAGAGUUUAUCUACAGCAAAGAAUGAUCUGGAGAAACAAUCCAAAUCAUUGAAAAGCGAAAAGGCUGUCCUGGAAAAGAAGCUUCUAGAGCUCACAAAAGCUAUAGAGUCCGCUGGAAUGGAAGCAAAACGCAGCUUGGUGAUGCUAAAGAGCGCCGCAUCUGCUGUGUCGCAAUCAGAUAGCGAGCAGCAGAAGCAAGAAAACGGAGCAGAAUCAUAUGCCUUGGAGCUAGAAUCAAUAGAGAAAGCGUUCAAGAACAAAGAGAACAUAAUCGAGGAGAUGAAGAAAGAAGCCGAGACAAUGAAGCAGUCAACAGAAGAGGCGCACAAGAAGAAGAGCUUCUGGACAGUUGUUUCCUCCGUAACAACGAUUUUUGCUGCUGCAUCCUUUGCCUACGCCUCUAGAACUCGUUAAGCAUACUGCACACGUCAACAUGCCCAUCUCACUAGAGAUGUUUACUUUUUGCCUUUCAAAUAAUGUUUGUUGUUUAGGUCUCUCAGCAAAGACAACGACUCUAAUAUGAAAUAUAAUAAUCUUUCUCCUGA